AUGGAGGAGAGUAACAUCUCAGUGGAAAUGGGAAACCUUUCGGUUGAUGGAGAAGGGGAAGGAGGGCUGGCAUAUGGCGAGGAGUUGACAAAAACAAAUAGUUACUGUUUAUAUUUGGUUAGACGAUUUUUAGCAAAACAGGUAAUUAAUUAUAAUGCAAUGACACAAAUAAUGACAUUUCUCUGGACACCUACACUAGGGAUACAGCCGAAGGAAUUGAAUGGUAGGCUUUAUAUCUAUCAAUUUUGCCAUGAGUAUGAUCUCAAUCAUAUUAUCGAGAUGAGUCCUUGGAUGUUCGAUAAUCACCUACUACUUUUGGAAAAAAUGGAGGGCCAUAACCACCCUAUGGAGGUUCCUUUAUUUUAUACUCGAAUAUGGGUGCAAGUGCAUGAUUUGCAGGUUGGCUUUAUGUCUGAGAGGGUGAUGCGGGAUAUCGGGGAAGUAAUAGGUGAAUUUGUUUCUACAAAUCUAAAUAACUUUACUAGAAUGUGGAAAUCCUAUAUGCGAAUUCGCGUUCGUCUUGAUGUUUGGAAACCUUUCCGAAAAGGUGUUAGGCUUAAACAUAUGCGUGGUGAAUGGUUUUGCGCAUCGUUCAAAUAUGAGAGACUACUAAGUUUAUGUUUCAUCUGCAGCCUAAUGGGACAUACUGAGUGUUUUUGCCUAAAACAUAUUGAGGUUGCUCCGGUUCAGGCAGUUCGAAUGUAUUCUGUGGAUAUUCAAGCUCCAAAUUGUCAUUCACAAAUGACUAUUUAG
Molecule: messenger RNA, 753 nt
Organism: Jatropha curcas
Lineage: Eukaryota; Viridiplantae; Streptophyta; Magnoliopsida; Malpighiales; Euphorbiaceae
Source: RefSeq, a predicted model, not a curated record